Molecule: messenger RNA, 1661 nt
Organism: Gambusia affinis (western mosquitofish)
Lineage: Eukaryota; Metazoa; Chordata; Actinopteri; Cyprinodontiformes; Poeciliidae
Product: protein app1-like
Exons: 4
Coding region: 155-1627 (490 amino acids)
Source: RefSeq, a predicted model, not a curated record
UAGUCCCAGCUGAUUACGCGCAGCUUUCUCUCGCGCCAUUUCAUUGGCCGGUCCAGCACAUACUGUCUUUGCCUCCAAACGACGAGUUAUUUAAAAAGGCGUGACAAAUUAAUACUUCACAGAUUUCUUCGUAGAGGUUGCGCAGGUUUGAACGAUGGGUAGAGAAAAGGUGAAAAAUCCCGCUGUUUGUUUGGCUGCACUUGUUAUUCUGACGUGUUACUGGGUGAAAACUACAGACUGCUUUCGACUGAGGAAGUCCCAGAGACGAAUCGUGCAGAGAGAAACUGGUUUUCCUCCCUCAGGUCGAGUUCAAGAAGGAAACAUCGUGUUCGGGAGGGUUUUUGAGGUCCCACAUGGAAGCAAAAAGCACUCUAAAAACGCUUCAGUGGAUGAUGAAACUGAUUAUCAAGCAGAUUUUGCUGGCUGGUCUCAGCAGGCUGACAUGGAAGAGACCUCCAAGGAGAAAUGGAACCCCUUAGCAACCUCUCUGCAUUGUUUUGGUGACCACAUGAAGUUCAGGUCACUUGGACCUGGAGCUUCACAACUUGCAGUGGAGCAAGCACAUGAGCCCCCGGUGCCUCUUUCCAUGGUCCCUCCAAAAUGUGGCUACAGAAUGCAUGGGAACUCGAUGGCAUUUGUUCUGAUUGCUCCGUAUGAUGGCUGCAACAUGAUUCAGCAGGGAGGAAAUUACAUGCUACCACUACUCUGGCAAGGCCAUCCUCUGUCUCUGUUAUGUCCCAAACAUGCAAGAACCAAGGUGCCACAGGUUCCCCAGAUGCCCAGCCAGCCUUACUUUGAGCAGGUUCCCCAGAUGCUGCAGGUUCCCCAGAUGCCCAGCCAGCCUUACUUUGAGCAGGUUCCCCAGAUGCUGCAGGUUCCCCAGAUGCUGCAGGUUCCCCAGAUGCUGCAGGUUCCCCAGAUGCUGCAGGUUCCCCAGAUGCCCAGCCAGCCUUACUUUGAGCAGGUUCCCCAGAUGCCACAGGUUCCCCAGAUGCCCAGCCAGCCUUACUUUGAGCAGGUUCCCCAGAUGCCACAGGUUCCCCAGAUGCCCAGCCAGCCUUACUUUGAGCAGGUUCCCCAGAUGCCACAGGUUCCCCAGAUGCCACAGGUUCCCCAGAUGCCACAGGUUCCCCAGAUGCCCAGCCAGCCUUACUUUGAGCAGGUUCCCCAGAUGCUACAGGUUCCCCAGAUGCCCAGCCAGCCUUACUUUGACUUUUAUUCUCAUCUCUUCCCUACACUGGAUGAACCUGCACAACCUGUGCCACAACUUCCAAAACUUCCCUUACCCCUGUACUUGUACCCUUUCCCACCUCAGACGACUGCCCCACCACCUACCACAUCAGUAUCUAAAGUCCCAUAUCCUCAGAUUCCCUUUCCACCAUAUUUCCCUGUCCCAUACUGGCAUCAGUUUCCAGAAUUCCCUCCCUUCUUGCCUUAUCCAACUGAAAAACCUCCAAAGUCUCCAACUUCAGGACAGAAGACAACAACAAUUUCAGCUAAAACUACAGAGUCUCCUGCAACUACCCAGGGUCCUACUGAUGCCCCUGCACAGUUGUAUCCCAUUGAGUACCUACCUGUUGUUCCAAAUGAACAUUUUCCACACAUGUUUUAUUCUCAUAAAGGCUAGUGUGAAGCUUUAAAAUAAAAUUUUGGAAACACAA